Messenger RNA from Papilio machaon (common yellow swallowtail), 2111 nucleotides. RefSeq lists its product as uncharacterized. The record is from RefSeq and is a predicted model, not a curated record. Gene Ontology annotation, biological process: sulfation. Gene Ontology annotation, molecular function: sulfotransferase activity. The coding region runs from base 13 to 2100 and encodes 695 amino acids. Gene Ontology annotation, cellular component: cytoplasm. The transcript has 14 exons. NCBI's taxonomy places the organism in Eukaryota, Metazoa, Arthropoda, Insecta, Lepidoptera, Papilionidae.
CUGUUUCUCGCAAUGCAGCAACCUAAAAGUUUUCCCUUUGACAUCCGAGAUGUCGAAGAACAACAGAAUGAGGAAUUGUGUAAAUAUUUCUCAGGUGUAAAUGGAAAAUGUAAUAUUCAAGUAGGACCCAAGAAAUACUUGCUCUUAAGUGAUUAUAAGAAUGAAGCUGAAAGUAUUUAUAACAUGCCGCUCAGACCUGAUGAUGUCUUUAUCAUCACCUAUCCACGAUCAGGAACAACAUGGACACAAGCAAUAGUGUGGCUGUUGGCGUAUGAUUUAGACUUCUCCACCGCAAAUCAGAUUCCGCUCGAAGAGAGAUCUGUGUUCUUAGAAUUUCCAAUGCUCAUGCACAAGGGCCUUUUAGAUAAGUUGAAAAAAGUACACGCCGGUAAAGAAGAGAAAUUGAAGGCUCUAGAUCUUCUAAGCGUUCCUGGAACGGUACAAGUAGCGGCAAUGCCUUCGCCGAGGAUCAUUAAGACCCACUUGCCGAUGUCACUCCUGCCCCCGAGUUUGCCUGACAGCUGUAAGGUGGUGUACGUGGCACGGGACCCUCGGGACGUUGCCGUUUCUUUCUAUCAUCUCACCAGCGAAACUGAGUCGCUCAAAUUUAACGGCGACUUUAAAACUUUUUGGAGUUUAUUUGUCAAGGAUUUGGUAUACUGGUCACCUUUCUUCGAUCACUUAAAAGAGGCCUGGGAGAUGCGUCAUCAUCCCAAUAUGAUGUUUUUGUUUUAUGAAGAACUAUCACAGAAUCUCUCUGCGACCGUAAAACGUAUCGCCGAUUUCUUGGGCAAAGAGUACACGGCUGAACAAUUAGAUGACCUUUGUACUGGUAUAAAAUUUGACAACUUCAAGAAGAAUCCAUCUGUUAACGUCGUUAACAUGAAAGAGUUAGGAAUUAUAGCACCAAAAGGAGAUUUUAUUAGAAAAGGCAAGUCCGGAGGCUGGCGUGACUACUUCGAUGCAGACAUGAGCCGAGAGGCAGAGGACUGGAUUGCCAAGAACUUGCAGCACACCGACUUGAGAUUUCCAACUGUCAACACAACAAUCAUUCCAAUCAUCAUUUUUUUUUUGAUAAAAAAAAUGGCUGGAUUAAACAAGGCCUUUCCUUUUGAAGCUGUCGAAGUUGAUCCCGAACAAUUUGAACAAAUAAAUAACUACUAUGACGAUACAUUCAUGAGUCUGUACACAACGCGCUAUGGACCAAAAGGCUACCUGUAUACUAAAAAUUUCGAGAGCCUUGGCGCAGAAAUUUACAAUAUGGAGUUAAGACCUUCCGAUACUUUCGUAGUUACUUUUCCUAAAUGCGGUACAACAUGGACUCAGGAAUUGGUUUGGCUAAUAGCAAACGACUUUAAUUACGAAGCAGCCGCCGAAACCAAUUUGAACACUCGGUUCCCCUUUAUAGAGUCGUCAUUGUUAAUGAAGAACGAUGCGGUGCCGCCUAUUUUCAUGGACGAGAAGAUAAAAGAAACUAUGGAUAAAAAUAUUUUUAAAUUAGAGAAAGUUCACAACAUGCCGUCGCCGAGGUUCCUCAAGUCCCACCUGCCGAUGUCAAUGUUGCCGGCCAGUCUGAUAGACACCUGCAAGGUGGUGUACGUGGCGCGAGACCCGAGAGAUGUCGCUGUCUCCUUCUAUCACCACAGUGAACUGAUGAAAAUGUCGAAGGAAGGCAGCGAUUUCAAGACCUAUUGGAAUUUAUUUAUCAAGGAUUUGAUUUCUUGUACACCAUUCUUCGAACAUCUUAAGGAGGCGUGGGAAUUACGGAAUCACCCAAAUAUGUUGUUUUUAUUUUAUGAAGAACUAUCUAAGGAUCUAGCAGCGUGUGCGCGUCGUAUCGCCAAGUUUCUAGAUAAAGAGGUCACGGAGGAGCAAAUAGAAAAGCUCUGUGAUCAUCUUAAGAUCGACAACUUUAAGAAGAACAAAUCUGUUAAUUUAAAAGAAAUGCAGCAAAUAGGAGUAUUCAGUACAAAAGGAAGCUUCAUAAGGGAAGGCAAAGUUGGUGGCUGGAGGAAAUACUUCGACGAGGAGAUGACACAACAAGCAGAACAAUGGAUAGAUGAGAAUUUGCGCGACACAGACUUAAAAUUCCCACAGUAAAACUAUGAAAA